This is a messenger RNA of Neurospora crassa OR74A, 2521 nucleotides long. RefSeq lists its product as hypothetical. The record is from RefSeq and is a predicted model, not a curated record. Gene Ontology annotation, cellular component: nuclear pore cytoplasmic filaments; nuclear pore. The coding region runs from base 169 to 1974 and encodes 601 amino acids. The transcript is spliced from 2 exons. Gene Ontology annotation, molecular function: DNA-binding transcription factor activity; structural constituent of nuclear pore. NCBI's taxonomy places the organism in Eukaryota, Fungi, Ascomycota, Sordariomycetes, Sordariales, Sordariaceae. Gene Ontology annotation, biological process: protein import into nucleus; post-transcriptional tethering of RNA polymerase II gene DNA at nuclear periphery; RNA export from nucleus.
AUACGAGUGGCGGACCUAUACUAGGUAUUUUUAAACAUACAGACUGGAGUCACCACAAGCAUUAUUCUACUUUCCAACGACAUCCAGUACGAAAACGAGGAACCUUUACCUCAUUGAACGCCAAGGCUUCUUUUUUUAGGACAUAUCUUGAAGAAGGACUUGAACAAAAUGUCUACCAAUCUCUGCGUUUCAGCCAAAGACCUUGGAGCACUAGGUACCUGGCGUGAAGAAGAACCGUUACAGUUACAUAUUUCUCGUCGUCCAUCCACUGCAAUAUCGGCGUUUCCGUUAAGUACGAGUACAACAAGCUUGGCGGCUUCUUCGACUGCCCUGGAUUAUGGCGAACACUUAAAGGGUGGCCCAGGGGUUCUCCCUCAGAGUGUUUCGGGUAUUGUCGCUGGAAAGGAACAACGGUUUGACGUUCAACCACGUGUGACUAAGUCAGCAUAUUGUCGACGACGGUCACUAGCCAGAGCAAUCAAGCAAGGAAACAAGGGGGAAGGGCUGAGGAAGAAGGUCGCAAAGGCUUUGGAGUGCCAUGGCUCUCCGACUACAAUCGAGGUAGAUGAAGAACAUACACAACCGAAUCAACCUGACUAUACUAAGGUUGAAGAUGAAGAUUCAUCCUCCAUCGUCUGUGCCAUAGACAUACGACUAAAUGACGAUACCAGUUCCGGCAACAUUGAACAGAGCAGCCGAAUCGAAGAGUCACCAGCGAGAAACCCGUCCACUUCACCUACUUCUUCACCACCGGCUGAUCCUCUCCCACCCAUAAACAACGACAACAUGACCUCGUCUUCCUCCCAUGGCCGCCCCACGUCGUCCAAGUCCACCUCCCAGUUAAAUCCUGCCUCGUCCUCCUCCUCUCCCACACCAAGAUCUCCCAUCCCAUUGUUGAAAUCCACCACCACCACCACCACCACCACCAAAAUCUCAAUACCAACCAUACCCUCCUCCUCAGAUAAACAUGAAGAUAAAGACAAAAAUGAUCAAGAAAAAGAAGACCAAAUCGACGACAAAGACGACUGGCACCAGAUCCACGAACCCGAACAACGUCGACGCAUCCAAAACCGCAUCGCCCAGCGCAAGUUCCGCGCAAAAGCUCGCUCGCUGAAGGAUCAAGCGGCAAGGGACGCGCAGAAUAGGCGGUAUGCCGGGUGUGCGUAUACGUGUCCGGAAGUAGGAGAUUUACCUGUUGAGUAUGACAUCAGGGAGGAAGAGGAGGAGGAGGAGGAGGGCAAGGGGUACGACUUUGAGGGUGGUGGUGGUGAAAAUGGGCAAGAGUUGGGGGGGAUAGGGGGAGAGAGGGUCCUCUCGGGGUUACCGUGGGGUGGACUGAGCAUGAGGUUUGUGGUCGGUCGAGGACACGGGUAUUAUCAUUACCAACAAACGUCAAAGGGAUCAGGAGGAUCAGGAGGAUCAGGAUCAGGAUCAAGGUCUGGGUCUGGGUCUGGACCGUCUGGGACGGGUACGGGGACAGGAACGGGGACAGGAACGGUGACGUCGCUACUAUCCCCUGCGAUCACGGGUUUGGGUACGCCUACUACGCCUGUGCCUGUGCCUACAGGGACUACUAGCGAUGGUGAUGCCUGGCCUGCUUUGCUGCAGCAGCAACAACAGCAACAGCAACGACAUCAGCAACAGCACCCACGAUCGGCUACAUAUUACGGACAGCACGCGAGUGGGAGCAGUGCAGGGUCGCCUUUGUCGCCAUACGGAAUGAUGAUGUCUAUGGGUAUGGGCUUUAUGGGUAGUAGUGAUAUGGAUAUGGAUGUGGAUUAUCCUAUGGCGGCGGUAACUCCGGAAAGUGGAAGUGGAAGUGGAAGUGGUGGUCACGGAAGUUCCCUGGGGGUUGGUGAUGGUAUGGAUAUGACGUAUUAUGAUUCAUCGCCGUAUUAUUACGGCACGUACGGCUAUGGAAGUGGUGGUAGUGGUGGAGGUGACACGGCGAGCGGCAGUGGAGGCAGUGUCUAGGGACUGGACUUGUGAGUCUGUGGCUGGAUGGCAAGGCUGUAGGAAUUCUCUUCUCUAUCCUGUGAGUUGUGUGUCUUGAUGAUGGUUGGCCAGGAUACGGGGUUUCUCAUGACUGAUUUCACUUCUUUUUCUUGUACACAGUGCAGUGUAUACCCUUCAGCGAUUUUUAUUAUACCCAAUUUGUGAUUGACAAUGUAGAUCCGUAGAAUUUACGGGUUCCCCCAUGACGGUUUCUAUUCUGCCUGCCCGGAGGGUGGUUAGUCGCCGCCAUUAGUGUCGAAGCUUGCAGUCUAUGCUUUAUUACCACAUUGGCCUCUGGUAGCCUACCAAGUACACCACAUCCAACAUCUCAUUCUUCUAGAAGGCUUGGAAAGCUUCCAUGACACGGGCACACGGCUCGGAUAGGACCCCCAACAUGUUGUUGCAUACGCUGUAGGGACCUGCAUCAUAGCCGAGUUGGUAGCGAAUCCUUGUACAGUAGAUGACCUUGAUAGUACAGGCCUGAAAAACGAUCAAGGUAGGUAAGGCGAGGCGAGUUGAAGCAAGG